Messenger RNA from Knipowitschia caucasica, 1431 nucleotides. Lineage: Eukaryota; Metazoa; Chordata; Actinopteri; Gobiiformes; Gobiidae. The record is from the annotation of a GenBank genome assembly.
AUGUAUUUUAGCCAGUAUACCAGUGAUGGUGGCUUCAAACUCAAGCAGUCAUACGACAACCAUUCGGGCAGGCCUCAGCUUUCCGUGGGUAUUUGGGUUCCCGAGGGCGAGACAGUCAAGAUCCCGGUCGCCAUCAAAAUCCUGAGCGAAGCCACUGGCCCCAAAGCCAACGUGGAGUUCAUGGACGAGGCCCUGAUCAUGGCGAGUGUGGAGCAUCCUCACUUGGUGCGCCUCCUGGGGGUGUGUCUGAGUCCCACCAUCCAGCUGGUCACGCAGCUCAUGCCCCACGGCUGUCUGCUCGACUACGUGCACGAGCAUCAGGACCACAUUGGCUCACAGCUGCUGCUCAACUGGUGUGUGCAGAUCGCCAAGGGCAUGAUGUACCUGGAGGAAAGGAGGCUGGUGCACAGAGACCUCGCUGCCCGGAACGUGCUGGUUAAAUCGCCCAAUCACAUCAAGAUCACGGACUUCGGCCUGGCACGGCUUCUGGACGCAGAUGAGAAAGAGUAUAAUGCGGACGCUGGAAAGAUGCCAAUUAAAUGGAUGGCGCUGGAAUGCAUCCACUAUCGGAAGUUCACACACCAGAGUGACGUUUGGAGUUACGGAGUGACCAUCUGGGAGCUGAUGACUUUUGGGGGUAAACCAUACGAUGGCAUCUCCACCCGAGAGAUCCCAGACAUCCUCGAGAAGGGAGAGAGACUGCCCCAGCCGCCCAUCUGCACCAUCGACGUCUACAUGGUCAUGGUCAAGUGCUGGAUGAUUGACGCAGACAGCAGACCCAAGUUCAAGGAGCUGGCGGCCGAGUUUUGCCGAAUGGCGCGUGACCCACAGCGGUACCUGGUCAUUCAAGGGGAUGACCGCAUGAAGCUGCCCAGCCCCAACGACAGCAAGUUCUUCCAGAGCCUGUUGGACGAGGAGGACCUGGACGAACUGAUGGACGCUGAUGAGUAUCUGGUUCCCAAAGGGUUCAACGGGCCUCCGCAGUCCAGCUUGGCACGGCCCAGAGUCGACUCCAACCGGCAUCCCGUGGGCGGAUCGAGGGCUUAUGAAGCCUCAGUGGGAGGAACGGCACUGCCAUUACCCUCCCAGAACCGCCUUCCUUCCAUCAUCCGCGCACCAUCCGCUCAGGAUCCCAUCUUCCGUUUGCCCAUGCCAGACCAGCUUGCGGCAUUACCCGUUACCCCCCGAACAGCGGCGCUUCGCAUCUCGGCUGGCUUGGGCUUGCCCUAUCAACCUCCCUUGCCACCACACUUUGAAAGCCGGUCAGCUUGGGUAACGACCCCAACCAGUGGUCAAGGCGGCCAGAUCGGAACGGUCGGCCCAAGUUUCACGCGAGGUCAGUCGGUACUACACGUCUACGUGUCAUCAAUCCGAUGGCCAUCGGCACGCCUCUUGUCCCAGCCUAAACCAAGCCAUCGGAGCGACUCAUGA